Messenger RNA from Castor canadensis (American beaver), 3130 nucleotides. It is a transcript of the gene Intu, whose product is annotated as inturned planar cell polarity protein. NCBI's taxonomy places the organism in Eukaryota, Metazoa, Chordata, Mammalia, Rodentia, Castoridae. Gene Ontology annotation, biological process: vesicle-mediated transport; nervous system development; cilium assembly. Gene Ontology annotation, molecular function: protein binding. The record is from RefSeq and is a predicted model, not a curated record. Gene Ontology annotation, cellular component: cilium; cytoplasm.
AUGGCGUCUCCAGUUUCGUGCGACCCACAUGAGGGACCGGCCGAGCUCCCUGGAGAUCCCUCCUCACAAGAGGAAGAUGGGGGUUGUGAUUCCGAAGAGGCCAGCGACUGGGGCUCCUGCAGCUCGGCUAGCAGCGACUUGGACUCGGCUGAUCUAGAGCCUGAAUGGCUGGACAGUGUGCAAAAAAAUGGAGAGCUGUUUUAUUUGGAAUUGAGUGAGGAUGAAGAAGAAAGCCUUUUUCCUGAGACACCGACUGUGAACCGUGUCAGGUUCAGUGAAAAUGAGAUUAUCAUUAAAGAGGACGAUUAUAAAGAAAGAAAAAAGUGUGAACCCAAACUCAAGCGGUUUACUAAAAUUUUAAAAAGUAAAAGACUUUUACCCAAGCACUACAAUAAGAAAAAUAGCAAUGAUAAUGGGCCAGUAUCCAUUCUAAAGCACCAAUCCAAUCCAAGGACAGGAGUCAUUGUCCAACAGCGGUACAAAGAAGUGAAUGUUUACGUAAACCCCAAAAAGUUAACUGUCACCAAAGCCAAGGAGCAGCUCAGACUUCUGGAAGUACUGGUUGGGAUUAUCCAUCAGACAAAGCGGAGCUGGAGAAGAACUGGAAAGCAUGGAGAUGGAGAGAGGCUCGUGGUGCAUGGCCUGUUGCCUGGAGGGUCUGCCAUGAAGAGUGGCCAGAUAUUAAUUGGUGAUGUCCUUGUUGCUGUGAAUGAUGUUGAUGUGACCUCUGAAAACAUAGAGAGAGUUCUGUCUUACAUUCCUGGACCUACCCAGGUCAAACUGACAUUUGAAAAUGUGUAUGCUGAGAAAAAGGAAACAACCCAACCAAGAAAGAAAAAGACGCAGUCAAAUGCAAAUGAUUUAGUGAAACUCGUGUGGGGAGACGAGGUUGAAGACAUCCAGCAGAGUACCAUAAACACCCCGCAUAUCAUCAUGUAUCUCACACUGCAACUUGACUCAGACUCAGACACAUCAAAGGAAGAGCAAGAAAUUCUCUAUCAUUAUCCAAUGUCUGAAGCAUCUCAGAAACUUAAAAGUGUGAGAGGAAUUUUUCUCACACUCUGUGACAUGCUGGAAAAUGUAACUGGGACACAAGUUACUAGUUCAUCCCUCCUUUUAAGUGGGAAGCAAAUUCAUGUAGCUUACUUGAAAGAAUUUGACAAGUUGUUAUUGAUUGGUCUCCCUGCUGAAGAAGUUCCUCUUCCUCAGCUAAGGAGUAUGAUACAAGAUGUUGCCCAAACCUUAAAAUUUAUGUUUGGUUCUUUAGAUGGUGCCUUUUGCCAGGUUGAGAAUGUCCCUCGUUUGGAUCACUUUUUCAGUUUAUUCUUUCAAAGAGCACUUCAGCCUACUACCCUGCAUUCUAGUGCCAGUCCCAGUGCUCAGCAGUAUGAAGCUUCCAGCACAGUGCUUUUAGACAACCUCCCUGGAGUUCGGUGGCUCACACUUCCACAGGAAAUCAAGGUGGAAUUAGACUCAAUAUUAAGUAACCUGGAGGCCGCAGAUUUCACAGAACUGUCUGAGGAUUACUAUGACAUGAGACGGCUAUAUACAAUUUUGGGAUCUUCUCUAUUUUAUAAGGGUUAUUUGAUAUGCAGUCAUUUGCCUAAAGACGAUCUUAUUGAUAUUGCUGUUUACUGUCGCCACUAUUGCCUGCUGCCUUUAGCAGCAAAACAAAGAAUUGGUCAGUUGAUAAUAUGGAGAGAAGUAUUUCCUCAGCGUCACCUCCAGCCUUCCACAGACUCAAACACUGAAGUCUUCCAGGAACCUGAAGGGAGAUAUUUUUUACUAAUAGUUGGAUUGAGACAUUAUGUGUUAUGUGUACUAUUAGAAGCUGGAGGCUGUGCAUCCAAGGCUGUUGGGAAUCCUGGCCCAGACUGUAUAUAUGUGGAUCAGGUCAAAACAACUCUUCAUCAGCUGAAAGGAGUAGAUUCCCUCAUUGAUGAACAGAUAGCAUCUUCUCCAGGACCCUGUUUGUCCUGUGCUGACUGGUUCCUUGCUGGACCACGUGAAAUAGCAGAUUUGGCCACUUCUCCUGUCCUCAGUAGGCUACAAGGUACUUCCAAAGCAGCAACCUCUCCAACAUGCAGAAGAACCCUUUUUGGUGACUAUUCCUUAAAGACACGGAAGCCGAGUCCCUCCCGAAGCAGUGGAGGAGCUGACUAUGGUUGUGAAAGUGGAGAAGGUGUUAGCCUUAAUCUGCACACUGCACUGGAUGCAGCAUGUAAGCAAAGAGAACCUCAGGGCUCCAAUGGUUCGGAAGAAAGUGGAGCCUUGGUUAAGAUCACUAAAAAGAAGUCUAAUCUUCCAAAUCUAUUUCAUCUGGGAAAUCUGAAAAAGGACCUUUCAGAAAAAGAAUUGGAAAUAUAUGACACAAUGAAAUUGACAUCUGGUCCUGAGAACACACUUUUCCACUAUGUUGCCUUAGAAACUGUGCAAGGAAUCUUCAUUACUCCUACCCAUGAAGAGGUGGCACAGCUAAGUGGCGCUGUCCACUCUCAGCUGAUAAAGAAUUUCCAUCAGUGUUGUCUUUCCAUUCGUGCAAUUUUCCAACAGACAUUGGUGGAAGAGAAAAAGAAAGCACUAGAUGGUGGAGAUCAUUCAAAUUUUACAAAUUCAGUGUCUUCACUUAGCCCUGUGAAAGAACAUGGUGUGCUGUUUGAAUGCUCACCUGAAAACUGGACAGAUCAGAAAAAAUCACCACCAGUUAUGGCUUACUGGGUUGUAGGGAGGCUGUUUCUUCAUCCCAAACCUCAAGAACUUUAUGUGUGUUUUCAUGACUCAGUCACAGAAAUUGCCAUUGAAAUGGCUUUUAAAUUGUUCUUUGGAUUAACCUUGUAGCUGUGCUUUUAUGCACAGAAACACGUGUAGAGCAUAGGAUAGUGUUAGAAUUGCUGAAAUCAAAAUAUUUUCACUGUUCAGUAAUUAAAUGUAAUGUUAAAUAUUGAGAUGAAAUGCUGUUGGGUUCAUGCAUCAAAUCUUAUGUAGUAAUAAUGAGACUUUUAAGGAGAAACUUGAUCAAAAUAUGAAGAAGGGAGUGUUAACUUAUUGCCAUUUUGGUGUACAAUGUUAAUUUAUUGGCUAAUUUGAAAUGAUGUUUUAUAUAAAAUUAGUAUAGGAAAUGUUUAUCUUG